AUGUCAAGCAAUUUAGCAUCGUCCCGACGCACACAGACGGAUUUGCCAGACCAAACAUCCAAUCCACUGCGCCAUGGAUCAACCGCUUCCACGAGCUCGUCGAUAUACACCGUCUCAUCAAGUUCGUUUGCUCCCAGUCGCACGAGCACCGUCUCCUCCACCGCGUCAUCUGGGUCCGUACCCGGCCAUAGACGGGGCAAGAGUGAGGUAAACACACCGAUUUCCGAAGCAAUGGCUGGAGGCGCUUCCGAUGGGAAAAGCUGGGCCAAUGCGGGCGCGACCUAUGAGAACAUCCGCCGCUCAUUGCGACCACUUUCCCAAGCCCCCAACUCGUCUCCCGUAGCUGCCAAGCAAGCAGCUUUUCGUCAUUCUCGCAGCCAGACUGUCGACAAUCCUCAGUAUUGGAAGGAAAAUCGCCCGCAGACCCCCGAAUCCCGUCCUGCGCACCCUCAGGAUGUUGAUACAUUGAAGGAGAAGCCCUCAUACAUCGAUCAAAGUCCCACGAAAACCAGUUCGCCGCAUGCUGUCUCACCCCAUACCAAGACACAAGUAAAAGCGCACCAUGCACAUAGUUUGUCCAACCCACCACCGUUCACUCAUACCCUGUCAGCCCCCGAGCUAGAGACGUUCCAAAAAUCGUCAACCGGCCACCUGCGGACCCUCUCAAAGUUUGCGAAAUCGGGUGAGACCGAAGAGUUUGCUCUUGACAGCUAUGGGGCAUCUGUGGUGGGAUUACAGGGACGACGACGCCUAAAGCGAGCUGAUACGGUGACCGGAAACAAUAGCCCCAUAGCACGGAAGAAACCGGCGGCAUCAGCAUGGACGGCUGGGAGCUGGAUGGACAAGCAACGUCAGUUCCUCCAGGCGUACGAGUACCUCUGCCAUAUUGGAGAAGCCAAAGAAUGGAUCGAAGAGGUUAUUCAGAAACAAAUCCCCCCAAUUGUCCAGUUGGAAGAAGGCCUGCGUGACGGAGUUACGCUGGCGGAGGUGGUACAAGCCAUGUACCCAAACCGAACCUUUCGAAUCUUCAGACACCCACGACUUCAGUACCGUCACUCUGACAACAUCGCACUUUUCUUCCGAUUCCUAGAUGAGGUCGAGUUGCCAGAGCUAUUUAGAUUUGAGCUUAUCGAUCUUUACGAAAAGAAGAACCUCCCGAAGGUUAUCCACUGCGUACACGCCUUGUCAUGGCUGAUGUUCAAGAAAGGUCUCGUCGAUUUCCGCAUGGGAAAUCUGGUGGGUCAAUUGGAAUUCGAACAUCAUGAGCUCGAGCAAACACAGAAAGGUCUCGAUAAGGCCGGCGUCAGCAUGCCUAGUUUUUCGGGAAUGGCUGCCAACUUUGGAGCGGAACCAGAGCCAGAACCGGAGCCCGAGCCGGAAUCGGAGGAAGAUCGCAUUCACCGUGAACUACAUGAAAGUGAAGCCUCGAUUGUUGAUUUCCAAGCUCAGCUUAAGGGCGCGAUGCUGCGACUGAAGCUUGGAAACUUGAUGAACGAUCUAUGGGAUUUUGAACCCUUUUUGGUAGAACUGCAGUCAAGGAUACGUGGAGACUGGGCUCGACAAAUCGUCCAAUAUCGACUGGAUAUGCGAAAAUUCGCCGUUCAUUUGCAAGCGAUCUGUCGAGCUUUUCUGGUCCGACAGCGGCAGAGAGCACUACGAGGUGCAUUGCAACGGCAGAAAGUGUACGAUCUUUACGAAGGCACAAGAGGUGCGGAGAAGGAUGUUCUAUUGUUGCAGGCCGCUAUUCGGGGUGCUCUGCAGCGCAAGCAACUCGCAACGCAAUACGAAGAAACUCACUCGGCUGAGACAGAUGUGACUGAGCUCCAAGCUCUUAUCCGAGGUGCUCUCCAACGCAGUCAGCUGGCAAAGCAAUACGAUGCAGUACAGUCUACAGAACCAGACGUUGUCGAGCUCCAAGCCCAUAUCCGUGGAGUCCUUCAGCGAAGUCGGCUUGCAAAACAACAUGAAACAACACAAGCUACAGAGGCAGAUGUGACUGUGCUUCAAGCUCUCAUCAGGGGUGCCUCUGUCCGUCAGCAGAUGAGCACACAGAACGAGGCCAUGAAUGCGACGACAGCAAGCACAGCGUCUCUGCAAGGACUCAUUCGAGGAAUGCUGACCCGGAAAGGUAUUGAAGAGACAAAAUCCUUGCUCUCGCAGGAAGUUCCUUCCAUUACCUCCAUUCAAGCAGGUGCGCGGGCUCUUGCAGCCAGAAAAUUCCUAUCACAGCAAGCAGAAGCCCUUUCAAAGACAGCAAACGAGUGCGCCUCUCUUCAGUCGAUUGUUCGAGGUAACGCUCUUCGAGCCGAGCUUGACCGUCUCCGACAAGACCUGAACGAGCAUGUGCCAUCCGUAAUUGACGUUCAGAGCAUCUCUCGGGCGAAUGCCGUACGAUCCUUCCUGAAUUCUCAACGCGAGUCUCUCAAAGGAGAGGAGACAUCCAUUUUGGCUCUGCAGUCCAUGGCUCGAGCCGUCAUACUCAGGAAACGACUGGAAGCAGACGCACAAGCUCUACAGCAGGAGGAACCGGUCAUAACCAAUCUUCAAGCUCUUAUCCGCGCGGCAAUUCUCCGCAUCGACGUGGGCGGCAUCUUGGAGGAGCUCGAUGAUUGCGAGUAUGAAAUUAGCCACUUCCAAGCACAGAUAAGAGCCAUGCUUGUUCGGGUUGACGUUGGCCAGACUCUUGCAGAUCUGGCAGCUGCCGAAGAUGUCGUUAUGGACCUUCAGUCACACAUCCGUGGACAUCUUGUUCGUUCCAGAUUCGAAGAGAAACGCCGCCAUUACCGUGAAAACAUGGACAAGGUAAUCAAAGCACAAAGCUACAUACGCGGUCGAAUCCAGGGUCAAGCCUACAAGAGCCUUACAAGCGGAAAGAACCCGCCUGUGGGGACUGUCAAGGGCUUUGUGCACCUGCUGAACGAUAGCGAGUUUGAUUUCGACGAAGAAAUCGAGUUCGAGAGGACGCGGAAAUUGGUUGUCCAACAGGUUCGACAGAACGAAAUGGCAGAACAAUACAUCGGCCAGCUCGAUAUCAAGAUUGCGCUGCUCGUCAGGAAUAAGAUCACGCUUGAUGAAGUCGUUAAACAUCAAAAACAUUUUGGUGGCCACGUUGGAAGCCUUCUGCCCAACCGGGAGAUUUCUUCCAAAGAUCCUUUUGACCUCAAGGCUCUGAAUAAGACUUCGAGACGAAAGCUAGAGCAGUACCAGGUUUUAUUCUUCCUUCUUCAAACCCAGUCACAAUAUUUGGCGCGGCUGUUCCGAAGGCUGCGUGAGCUCAACACGCCCGAGAAGGAGUAUGAUCGGAUAAGGCAUCUGAUGAUGGGUCUCUUUGGAUACUCGCAAAAGAGACGUGAAGAGUACUACCUCAUCAAGCUGCUUGCCCGCUCCGCCAGAGAAGAAAUCGAAAGCUUCGACUCGCUCCAUGAAUAUUUGCGUUGCAAUUCUUUCUGGAAUAAACUCUUCGCAUCCUAUAUUAAAUCCCCACGGGACCGAAAGUUUAUGCGUGAUAUACUUGGAACCGUCGUGAGGGAGAACGUGGUCGAGAACCCAGAACUGGACUUGGAGAGUGAUCCCAUACAGAUCUAUCGCUCGGCCAUCAACAACGAAGAGCUCCGGACUGGCAAGCGAAGCCGACGCCGACUGGACAUCCUAAGGGAGGAGGCGAUUAGAGACCCAGAAACAAGAGCUACAUUUAUCCAGCACCUUCAAGACCUUCGCGAUAUCGCUGAUCAGUUUUUUUCUGCCUUUGAGGAGCUAUUGUACAGGAUGCCCUUUGGUAUUCGUUACAUCGCAAAACAGAUGUACGAGAGCCUUCUUGCUCGAUUUCCCCAGGAGAAUCCUGGAUUCAUCCUCCAGACAGCGGGUCAUUGGGUGUGGAGAAACUACUUCCAUCCUGCAAUGGUCGAACCCGAGAAGUAUGGUGUGAUAGAUCGGGGCUUGACACAAGAGCAAAAGCGCAAUCUUUCAGAAAUCUCGAAGGUGAUCGCGCAGGUAGCAUCCGGCCGGCUUUUCGGCGCAGAGAAUGUCUAUCUCCAGCCACUAAAUAGCUACAUCGGAGAUUCUAUCCAGCGGCUUGGCCAGAUAUGGGGUGACAUGGUCUCUGUUCAGGACGCUGAAACGUAUUUCGACAUCGACGAAUUCAACGACCUCUAUGCUAAGACAAAGCCUACUUUGUAUAUCAAAAUGUCUGAUAUCUUCUCUAUCCAUCAGCUUAUCGCCAGCGAAGUCCAUUACAUCUGCCAGAAUCCCGAUGAUAUUCUGAAGGAGGUCAUUCGUGACCUGGGUAACGUCAAGUCUAACGAGAGUGAACUGAUGAGCGUCAACUCCUCUGAGAUCAACCUCACCUUGAACCCCAAGCUGGCACAAGUUGAAGACCCGGAAGCGGAUGUGAAGGCUCUGUUCAUGGAAACCAAGCGAUGCAUACUCUACAUUAUUCGGGUCCAAACAGGCGCUAACCUGAUGGAUAUCAUGGUUAAGCCACCCACCGAAGAGGACGAAGCCAAAUGGAUGACGUUGGUUCGCGACGAGUUGAGUGCGAACAACACACGACGAAGCCCCUACUCGGAGGCCACCACCAUGGUAGACCUUGCCUCUAUGAGUUACACCGAGUUGAAGCAAACGGCGCUGGAAAACAUUCUCCAACUCGAGCAAACUGGUAAAAUCCGGCGCGAUAAUUACUAUCAGGAUUUGUUGAAUGCGAUCGCCAUCGAUAUCCGCACAAAGCAUCGCCGGAGAAUCCAGCGGGAGCGGGAAUUGGACAGCGCUCGCAUGACGCUUGCUCGUCUCAACGACCAAGCUAUCUGGCUGGAUCAACAACUCAAGACCUACAACGACUACAUCGAGCAAGCCAUGGUGACCUUGCAGAAUAAGAAGGGAAAGAAGCGGUUCCUUAUGCCGUUCACCAAGCAGUGGGAUCACCAACGAGAACUACAGAAGUCCGGCAAGGUAUUCAAAUUUGGCUCCUACAAGUAUUCAGCCCGCAAUCUGGCGGACAGGGGAGUCCUCGUGCACUGGAAGGGAUACACUGAACGACAGUGGGACCGGGUCGACCUUACCAUCUCGAGUAACGAAGUCGGAGUUUUCACCAUUGAUGGAAGCAGUGGACCGAUGAUGAUCCCGGGUGCCAACGCGCAGGUUCCGUUGGACGACCUACUGCAAGCCCAGUUCAACAACAUGCAGUUCCUGGACUUCUUCGAUGGGCACUUACGAGUCAACGUCAAUCUUUUCUUGCACCUGAUAAUGAGAAAGUUCUAUAAUGAGUGA
Molecule: messenger RNA, 5262 nt
Organism: Aspergillus niger
Lineage: Eukaryota; Fungi; Ascomycota; Eurotiomycetes; Eurotiales; Aspergillaceae
Exons: 4
Coding region: 1-5262 (1753 amino acids)
Biological process (GO): regulation of GTPase activity; regulation of actin cytoskeleton organization
Cellular component (GO): cytoplasm
Molecular function (GO): protein binding; GTPase activator activity
Source: RefSeq, a predicted model, not a curated record